Molecule: messenger RNA, 1058 nt
Organism: Thecamonas trahens ATCC 50062
Lineage: Eukaryota; Apusomonadida; Apusomonadidae
Product: arsenite S-adenosylmethyltransferase
Exons: 1
Coding region: 191-1009 (272 amino acids)
Molecular function (GO): methyltransferase activity
Source: RefSeq, a predicted model, not a curated record
CCGCUACUGAGCACACUUGACUUUCGCAAGGGAAGCAGAGGCAAACGAAAACCAUGUCAAGCACGGGCGGAUGCUGUGCAGGCGGUAGCUGUGGUCCGGCGGAGAGUGAGGCUGGGGCUGGGGCUGGGGCUGGGGCACCAGCCGUGUCGUCGCAAGUCGCAGACGAUGCGGUGCGUGCGGGCGUUCGGCCAUGUACGACGCGGUAGCCAAGACGAACGCGGUGGGAGAGAGUGCAAGCGCGGAUGUAGAUACGGGUGGAUGCUGCCCGCCAGCUAGCGGGGCGGCAACGUGCUGCGGGACGAACCAGGACGCGGCCAUCAACGCCAUCAUCUCGACGCGGAUGGGCUAUACUGAGGAUCAGAUCAAGGCGGUGCCCGACGGGGCCAACAUGGGGCUUGGAUGCGGAGCGCCGCUGGAGGUGGCUAAGUUGCAGGCCGGCGAGGUGGUGGUGGAUCUGGGCUCUGGUGGCGGCUUUGACUGUUUCCUCGCUGCGCGCGAGGUCGGCGAGAGCGGGAUGGUCAUCGGGGUGGACAUGACGCCGGCGAUGGUGUCCAAGGCGCGGGCCAACGCCGAGCGUGGUAAGUAUGCCAAUGUCGUGUUCCGGCUCGGUGAGAUCGAGCACCUCCCGAUCGGCAACGACGAGGUCGACGUCAUCAUCUCCAACUGCGUCAUCAACCUCUCGCCCGACAAGCUGCAGGUCUUUGACGAGUGCUGGCGGGUGCUCAAGCCCGGCGGACGGGUGGCAUUCUCGGACGUUGUGGCCACAAUCGAGCUGCCCGAGGAGAUGCGCCGCGAUGCAUUCCUCAUCGGGGCGUGCAUCGGCGGCGCCUCGCUCAUCACCGACCUCCAGUCGAUGCUUGAGAACGCUGGCUUUGUCGACGUCUCCAUCGAGCCCAAGGACGACUCGCGUGACUUUAUCCGCGAGUGGGCGCCCGGCCGCAGCGUUGAGGACUACGUCGUCUCAGCGUACAUCACUGCACGCAAGCCAGAGCAGACCAAGUGUUGCUAAAGGUGUUUGCCAGUGGUAGGCGACGAUAAAGUGGUCUUUUUUUUUGCAA